AUGAAGGUCUCCGUCCAAUCCACCAGCGGCCGCCCGCUGGGCGACUACCAACUCCCCGCCUCUGCCACCCUCUCCUCUCUGCAGCCGCUCUUCCAUGCGGCGCACCCCCUCUACUACCCGGACCGCCAGCGCUUCUACCCCUCCCCCGCCGCGCCCUCCGCCACGCGCCCCCCAGCCCUCAACCCGGACUCGCCCCUCUCCGACGCCGACGUCCUCCUCUUCAAGGACCUGGGCCCGCAGAUCCUCUGGAAGACCGUCUUCCUGCUCGAGUAUCUCGGCCCGCUGCUGCUGUAUCCGCUCUUCUACAACCAGCCGCGCUGGAUCUACGGCGACGCCAUCCAUGCCGCCGUCACUCCGUGGGCCCGCGAGGUCCAGUUUUCGGCCCUCAUGGCCUGGACUUUCCACUACGCGAAGCGCGAGCUAGAGACCCUCUUCGUCCAUCGCUUUUCGCACGCCACCAUGCCGCUCUCCAACCUCUUCAAAAACUCCAUCUACUACUGGGGCUUCGCCGCCUACGUGGCUUACUUUGUCAACCACCCAUUGUACACUCCCCCCAAGGAGGAUUUGGUGUACACCGGUAUGUGCCUUUUCUACUUCAUGGAGGUCGGCAAUCUUAGUGCGCACUGGACCCUCAGGAUGCUCAGGCCCCCGGGGACAAAGGUCAGACGCAUUCCAAGGGGCGGCUUGUUUGAGCUCGUGUCAUGUCCAAACUAUACCUACGAGAUCUUGUCCUGGUUGGGCUUUAAUAUGAUGACAAAGACAAUCGCGGGCCUCCUCUUUAUGUGUGCCGGCGCUUUCCAGAUGCUCGUGUGGGCAGGGAGCAAGCAUAGACGGUAUAAGAAGGAGUUUGAUGGCAAGGAUGGGAGGGCUCUAUACCCUCCCAGCAGGAAAAUUCUCAUCCCAUUCUUGUAUUGA
Molecule: messenger RNA, 915 nt
Organism: Chondrus crispus (carragheen)
Lineage: Eukaryota; Rhodophyta; Florideophyceae; Gigartinales; Gigartinaceae
Product: trans-2-enoyl-CoA reductase (NADPH)
Exons: 1
Coding region: 1-915 (304 amino acids)
Biological process (GO): very long-chain fatty acid biosynthetic process
Molecular function (GO): oxidoreductase activity, acting on the CH-CH group of donors
Source: RefSeq, a predicted model, not a curated record